Molecule: messenger RNA, 2792 nt
Organism: Aureobasidium pullulans EXF-150
Lineage: Eukaryota; Fungi; Ascomycota; Dothideomycetes; Dothideales; Saccotheciaceae
Exons: 4
Coding region: 1-2595 (864 amino acids)
Cellular component (GO): fungal-type vacuole membrane
Source: RefSeq, a predicted model, not a curated record
AUGCCAGAGACGAAUUCCCAACCGCCCUCCAGGCCGCAAUCGGUCCAUUCGUCGCAUCACUCUGCAACCCACGAUCACAACAACGAGAACACUCCCUUACUAUCCUCAAACAACGACCACAACGUUGAAGCACAAGAACAAGCCGAAUCAUCAUCCGGGUCAUCCCACUCGCCCGCCGUCGCACGAUUGCUACGCCUCUUCCAACCCCAGUCUAAGAGCCCACCAAGAUGGUCCAGUCUAUUGGCCUUGUUCCUUCUCUGCAUUAUUGCUGUCCUCAUAAUGGUACUGGGUUUCCUAGCACCGUCCAAGGUUCAAGAGUAUGCUGUUCAAGCCGCCCAUUUUGAGCCCACGAGUUUGUCCAUACACUCUUUCACUACCACAGGCGUCACAGCCAGGAUACAGGGUGACUUCUCCAUGCGUGCCGAUAACGUCAAGGACGAUUCCGUUCGCCGCUUCGGUCGUUUUGGUACCUGGAUUGCCAGAAAGGUUGAGACUGGCCAGUCGUCCGUCCAAGUCACUCUACCGGACUACAAGGAUGCGCUUCUUGGAACCGCAGAAAUACCCUCUAUUGUAGCUGACAUUCGCAAUGGUCAUACCACACACAUUGACUUCCUGACCGAGCUGGCUCCUGGUAACACGGAUGCUAUUAGACAUCUGGCUAAAGAUUAUAUUGAUGGAAAGCUGCAAGAGUUGCGUGUUUCCGCCGAAGCUUCAGUUCCUGUCAAAUCAGGCCUCAUAAAUCUUGGAAGGCAGACUAUCUCCCGUGCCAUGGCUUUUGGGAACGACAACAUCCCUACUUUACCAGAGUACAAGAUCCAUAAGCUCAACUUUCGUGAAGUUCAACUACCCGACCUACAGCGUGCUAUGGUAGCAGACGUUUCUGUCGAACUCGGCAACGACUAUCCCCUGGACUUUACGAUUCCCCCUCUCGGCUUCGCCAUCCUUGUUGAUAACUGUCAUCCUUCGCAACCUCUUAUUCAAUUGGCCGAUGCUACCACACCAAGCCUUUCUGUCAAGCCGAAGGAGAACCUUAAUGUCAGCGUCUCUGGAUUCGUUCGACGUCUGCCCCAGGCCUUUACUCAAGCUUGCCCUGGAUCUCAUGAGUCGCCGCUGGACAUACUUCUUGGCGGCUAUAUUCAUGGAAACAAUACCACUGUAUACGUACGAGGAUCGGACUCGCCCUCGUUAGACACUCCCCGAUGGAUCACUGAUCUCAUGUCCGACGUAACCGUGCCGGUCCCCUUCCCCGGCCACACUUUCGGACACCUCAUCAGAAACUUCACCCUGGCCGAUGUACACUUCGGAUUGCCUGAUCCUUUUGCCGAGCCAGACAGCCCCGAGUCGAACCCCAGAAUUUCUGCCAACAUCAAGGCGCUGGUCGCUCUACCCGAGGAAAUGAACUUUAACAUCAGCGUCGGCCGCGUUAGAGCAGAUGCAGAUGUGUUUUACCACGGCUCCAAGCUUGGGUACCUUGAUUUGAAUAAAUGGCAGAAAGCAAACUCAAGUCGAAUCGAUUCGGACAACAAGGAUGAGGGCCCGCUUCUGGCCGUACAAUCAGCAAUCGAAAAAGCUCCUUUGAUUGUGACGGACGACGAUGUAUUCACCGAUGUCUUGAACGCCCUCCUCUUUGGCGGCAAGGGAGUUGAGUUGGGCAUCAAGGCGGAGGUUGAUGUCGAGAUGGAGACAGCGCUUGGUCAAUUGGCUGUCAGGAAGAUUCCGGCUGAAGGCUCCGUGCCUGUCAAACGUUCCUCAAAGAAUCAUGUAGCUAAUGUGCGGCCCCUUGUAGCCAUCAAGCGAGGCGGCGUUGGCUCAUUCACGCCCAAGAUCGGCAAUCUACAAAUUAUCGAUACUGGCAAGACUUCCCUGACACUCACCGCAUCGGUCAACUUCACCAACCCCACAGAGUACAGCGCUACUGUACCGUUUGUCGACAUCCACAUUCUGACAAAUGGAACAUUGCUUGGACACGCUACCGCCAAAGAUAUAAAGGUCGUCCCUGGCGUCAACACGAAUAUUCUUGUCACUGCCGUCUGGGAUCCGCAGACAAUGGGAGGCGAGGAAGGUCAUCACGUUGGUGUCGAGUUUUUGUCUCAAUACAUCUCUGGCUACAACACAACGUUGACGUUACGAGCACACGAGGGUACCAUACCAGCGCAGCCUUCGCUCGGCCGAGCGUUAUCGAAGUUCGCUGUUGACUUGGCGACGCCGAACUUGCGAGGUGGAGGUGAAGAGGGCGAGAAGCACUUCAUACAGGAUGCGACAAUGCAUCUCAUCACAAGCACAGCGAAUUUUGUGCUGCUGUCACCAUUGAAGACAUCGACAAUCUAUGUCACGUAUAUCAAUGCGACAGCUUUCUAUCAUGAAGAUGCGGUCGGACAUAUUGUCUAUGAUCUACCAUUCGCGGUGCCCCCAGGGUCGUCUACGUCGCCGCGCUUACCGAUAAACUAUGGUUCUGUCGGGUCGGACGUGGUCAGAGGAGCAUUAGGCGGGACGCUCAAAAUGAAAGCAAAGGCUACGGUCGGGGUCCGAUUGGGCAAAUGGGAAGAACGGAUAUGGUAUGAGGGACAGGGAAUUGGAGCCAAGAUCAGAUUGUAGUUCGCCGAGGAUGUUUUUGAACUUAGGGCUCGUUCGGUUCGCAAAGUCCUCGAUAUCGAAGUAGCUUUGUCGUAUGCUGGUAACCAACUCAAGCGUCCGCUCUCUCGAAAACGGCUAGAUUUGGCGCAGGCGUUCGGUUCGUACUGUUAUUAUACACUCAAACACACCAAAUUCUAUGGUCUUGGCCUGUUAUCGAG